UCCGAUUUUUUAAAAACAUACAAUCUUUAAUAAAUAUUUUUUAGUUUAAGUAUUAUAAUGGCAUACCAUUCAGUCAUAAAUUGUGCUGCUCUAAGUAAUUUUAGUGUCAAUACUUCAUUUAAAACUGUCACAUAAUUUAAUGUUUUGUUUAUAAACGAACCGCGAAAGAAAUUACCCGAGUAAAAAUGUCUUUUUUAACAGAAUAUUUCGAUGAAUAUCGUACACAUCCUAUUAGGAAAACGCAAAUGUGCCGCCCCGAAAAUCGAUGGGCUAAAUUGGAUGGAAAAUGGUUAGACCCACGAGUAGGGACCGAAGAUAAAGCGUGGACGGAUGAGGAGAUUGAGCAGUUUAUCAAGAAGACCAUGAGAUGUAUUCGCAGCCAGUCCACUUACUACAACGACUAUUGUGCUCACUUGUCACAAGAAUUCAAGACACGUCCAUUCAAGCCGCGCGUGAAGCGUCCAGUCUGCGACAAGGAUGUAAAGAUAGCUGAGGAGGUGCCUCUCCUUCCGACUGAGAAAUUGGAUAUAAAGAGUUCUGAGCUAAUGAAGAUGGCCAGAGAGUUGUACGAGAGAGAUAUGAAUAAGCCCACGCUGGAACCGCUAAAGACACACUUUAGAAUUCUUGGAUAUGUUCGCCCGUGCUAUUACAAGACGGGUUUGAGUGAGUACCAGAAUAGCACAGCACGCCUGGCGUACGAAAUGAUACGCGACGAUCGCAUUCCUCGCUUCCACGCGCACAACGGCUGUAGACCACGCUGGGGCCUGCCGCCCGAGGGUACCAGGCAACCAGAACUCGACGGAGCUCCCUACGAUGGAGAGAGGCUGUACUAAGUCUGUUCUUGUUCUUGAGCUCUGGUUGAGUCUGGUCGAGUUGGUCACAGAUCUAAGUUGUAGAAAACAAGAUAAUAUAUAAAAGGGUUGGUUUCGAUUAAAAUAAAACGAAGGAUUGUUCGUACAUUAUUUGAAAAUUAUGUCAAUAUCAGUUUUAUGGCGCCAUAUAACUUUGUUUAUGACAUGUGGGUAGGUGCAUAAAAUCUUUUUUUGGUGAUUAAAUUAAAUAUAAAUUCCAAUUCUUUAUGUUCAUAUAAGAGUGUAAAACAUUAACAAAAAAUUACUGUUAUUUUUUUCUUUAUUAUAAUUUAAAGAAUU
This is a messenger RNA of Leptidea sinapis, 1151 nucleotides long. RefSeq lists its product as uncharacterized. The record is from RefSeq and is a predicted model, not a curated record. The coding region runs from base 186 to 833 and encodes 215 amino acids. The transcript has 5 exons. Lineage: Eukaryota; Metazoa; Arthropoda; Insecta; Lepidoptera; Pieridae.